Geodia barretti is the source of this 1905-nucleotide messenger RNA. The record is from the annotation of a GenBank genome assembly. Lineage: Eukaryota; Metazoa; Porifera; Demospongiae; Tetractinellida; Geodiidae.
CUGUAUGGUAUCGAUUUAGAGGGGACCCUCUUUAAUACCUUUAUCCGAGCGCACUAUUCAAUUAACGGAAAAUUUAAGCAGUAUCCAACCAUUCCGAGAGACCAGAUCGGUUUCAGUCGACUGAAUCCUGAAAUUGAAGGCUCUGGCGUCACCAUAGAUGAAACAGAGACGUUGCCCGAUUCCGGAUUGCCCAACCCAACCUUCGGAGUGCCUCUUGAUGCCAACAGCAUUCCCACACACUCUGAAGCAGAAGGGGAAAGGUUUGAAGCCAAGUUGAAUGGUGAUCCGAAUGAUGACGGAGAGAUGGGUCGUGAAACUGCUUGGUUUGUCAACCUCAGGCAGCGUUACGGCAAACUCUUCCUCGAGUUGACUCGUUAUCAUAUUGACCCAGGCUACACAACAACCUACCAUAAUUUCGGUGCGAACGAUUCAAGAGAUGCGACCUACUCUCUUGACCGAACUCCUGAAUCCGGCGCAGAAAUCGCGCCCUUUGAUGAGAUUAACUAUUCGCUCAUUGAAGACGACGAUGACGACGAUGACUGGCCAGAUAGCAUCGACUUUGACGGUGUUCUACCGCAAGCCGAUGACCGUGACCAGAACGGCAUCCUCGAUUUCCAAGAAGACUUCCUCAUCUUUGAGGCGGAUCCUCCGGUUUUUGAAGAUCUCGUUGACGAGAAUAACAAUGGCGUUGUUGAUUCAUUGGAAGAUGAUUUUGAGCCACAGUAUGAAUACGGCAUUAACCGUGACGGAUACCAUAUCGCUGCUAGCUAUGACUUACUCGAUAACAUGACCCUCAAAUUGGGUUGGUUAAAUGAGAGCGAAGUUUCCAGCGUGCGGCAGAACGAUUCAAAAUACGCCCAUCUUAGCUACCAACGCGACGUUCCAGAUUUCGGAACAAUCCUGUUCCAGAACCGCUUUGUCCGUGUUGACGAUGAUAUUCCAGAUUACUCGAUUACCUUGCGUCCGGGCGAGUUAGAUGCCACACAGGAAUCUGAUUUUCUCGAUUUCUUCAAGACACGGGUCAAUGUGACAAGCCUUCAGUUCCUCUACAGCGCGAUUCCAAACUUAACGCUUGAAACCAAGUUCCUACUUGACUGGCGGAAGCAGUUGGCACUCGAUGAAGAGGAUGCCAUUGCGUUGGAUUUUCCACAGGAUGAUCCAUCGGAAGAAAAGGAUGAUCGCGUUGAUUUCAUGGUGCCGGAUGAGCAAGUCCGCUCUGAUGGAGACCGGAAGUCAUUUCCGUUCUAUCCAGAUCACGGGUUGAACCCGCUGGAUGCAGAGGAUCUUGGUUUGAUCUAUGAUUCAGAAAACUGGAUACCACGCCGUUUCCAAGAAAAGACUGUCCGAAAUCAGAUUACCAUUCUCAGAGCCAAAUAUGAAAUCUCAUUGGGUGAUUUGCCCGGAGUGGACAGAAUUGGUGAAGAUUUAACCCUGACACCGAUGGCAAAAUAUAUUUGGACGCGAGCGUUUGAUCAUACGGCUGCGGACAUUACGGAUCAAAGGUACAUUAACCCGCUAGAUCCGACGAAAUUUGUGCCUGACGAUCCAGAGGUCAUUGAGUACCUUCGAUUCAACAAACGUAGCCGUGAAGAUGUUCUCGGUAUUCGUUUGGAUUAUCAAUUUACUCAAAGAAUGAAUAUCCUCGGCGGUUUUCAGUAUCGCAAAUUCACCAACCGCGAUCAAAAUAUCAAAGACUAUUUAGCGACGCCAGCGUUUGCGGAGGCUGAUAUUCCGAUUCUCUUCCGUCCAGACCUGCGUACGCGUAUCUUUGAAGUGCAGUCAAUCAGUCGCGGUGAAUGGCAAGGUUUCAAUAUCGUCAUUCUCGCUGGUUUCAGAAGAACCACCAUCUUGCUUGACCAUACGACAAGUAAUACAACCUUCGUCCGAGCAAUGAUGGGCUUCUAA